GUGACAGCAUGACUGAGAAGAGGCACUAACAUCUGAGUAACUCCAGACACCACACACAGAAAGAGAACAGGUGCAUCUAGAGCGAAACCAAUCAGAAAAGUCACACCUGGUGAAAAUGGAGUCUGCUUUCUCACGGGUGAUUUGGGAACCUGAGGGAGAAGCCGAAGAGCUCUCUCCAAGAAGUCUGGGAUCACGUCGCAAACGGGAAUUCAUACCCGAAGACAAGAAAGACGCAAACUACUGGGAGAAACGCCGCAAGAACAAUGAAGCGGCGAAGCGCUCACGAGAGAAACGAAGGGUGAGUGACUAUGUUUUGGAGACUCGAUUGGUUUCGUUGAGCGAGGAAAACGCUCGUCUGCGAGCUGAGCUCUUGGCUCUGAAGCUUCGAUACGGUUUGCUUAACCCUGGGACGCCCUAUACCCCAUCUCAAAGGGCUCUGUCUCAUCUUCACUCUUUGGCACCACAACCCUUGGUUUCUUGCCCAGACAAAGACCUCUACUGGGGUAGACGGCAAGAUAGGGAGGCUUCUAAUCUAAUGGGGAACCAACAAGCACCCGUCUGUCUUGGCACCCACCCCGGGUCGGCAUUCCUGCCAACGCAUCCUAUGGCCAUACGAAGAAAUCACCCAUAUCUCCUAGACUUCCCCAGUCUCCAUUCUUCCACAGCUGCACCUUUACUCUUUCCUCCAUGCCUCACCCCAUCAGCAGCAUCUUGGGCAGGACGGCCCCUGCUGUCCCAGCCUGGGAAUCAGAGGAUCUUGUCGGACGAGGAGGGCGAGCAGCAGGUGCCAGCGGAUUCCAGCACCGCCCUGCCCCAUAAACUACGACUGAAGACGCAAAACUCUCAGCGCAAAGAUAGCAGAGCUAAAUCUGCAUCUCCAAAUCCAACAUACAUAUCAGAUUGAAAUCUAGCUUUGACUCAGUAGUUAUGAGUCAUCCUACUCAUUAUUGAUAACUGAACAUUGGCUACAUUCCAGGAAGUUUGUUGCAAACCAUCAUGAUAAAAAAAAAAAAACAAUUUCUUUGAUCAAAAGGUCACACAUUCAGAUAAACUUUCCGAGAUACAUUUAAAGAGUCAAUAUUUCCAUCACUGAGGUUUAAAGUGGCAAAUUUAAAUUGGGAUGAAGAUGCACAUGUGUUUACUCAUUUUUGUUUUACCUUUAAUAUAGACAGGAAAGUAGGGAGUGAAAGAGAACAGGAUUUUUGUGAUAGACCAAAGUUGGACUAGAACCAUUCACUCUGCCAUAUCUUUCACAAUCACUUCUUUUGUGAAUGCAUUUAUGUAUGCAUUUACAUUUAUGUAUUUGGCAGAUGCUUUCAUUCACAAGCGACUUACAUUUCAUUCACAUUUCAUCAUUCAUGCAUUCCCUGGAAAUUGAAGCUUGGUGUUGCUAUUGUCACGAUCCACUGUUUGAUCUAAAGGAAUGCUACCUCCUUGUUUAAUUCAGAAUAUAACCGAUGUCUGAUUUAAUUCCGCCUCUGGAGUCAGACUGACAUUUACACACUUGACAGAUGCUUUAAGCAACUUACAUUGCAAACAAACUAUACAUUUGAUCAUUUCAUGCAUUCCCUAUUAAUAAUGCAUUGUAUUACUGAUUUGGGCUACGGAAUGGUUACUUCUGAGUCCUCAUAGCAGCUAUUAACAAAAUUAAUUAAAAACAAAACAAAAGGCAGAACUGAAAAAGAAGCUGCACAUGCUAAAAUAUUGUGUGUUAUAAUCCAAAAGAACACUGCAAACUAAUACUGAUGCCAUCUCUUUGCAGUUACUUUCAAAAUGUGAAUAUGUGUGUCUGAGAAGCCAAAGACAGUAACUUGUUAACCAGCAAUCAGAUGCAUGCAAAUGAGAACAAAUGAGUUUUUAGGGAAAAUCACCUCACCUCAAAA
This is a messenger RNA of Cyprinus carpio (common carp), 1883 nucleotides long. Its product is annotated as nuclear factor interleukin-3-regulated protein. The record is from RefSeq and is a predicted model, not a curated record. Gene Ontology annotation, biological process: circadian rhythm; regulation of DNA-templated transcription. Gene Ontology annotation, cellular component: nucleus. NCBI's taxonomy places the organism in Eukaryota, Metazoa, Chordata, Actinopteri, Cypriniformes, Cyprinidae. Gene Ontology annotation, molecular function: DNA binding; DNA-binding transcription factor activity.